Messenger RNA from Drosophila teissieri, 1608 nucleotides. Its product is annotated as MAM domain-containing glycosylphosphatidylinositol anchor protein 2. Gene Ontology annotation, molecular function: axon guidance receptor activity; protein binding. Gene Ontology annotation, cellular component: axon; plasma membrane; neuronal cell body. The transcript has 8 exons. The record is from RefSeq and is a predicted model, not a curated record. Bases 166 to 1569 code for a protein of 467 amino acids. NCBI's taxonomy places the organism in Eukaryota, Metazoa, Arthropoda, Insecta, Diptera, Drosophilidae. Gene Ontology annotation, biological process: synapse organization; homophilic cell-cell adhesion.
CGAGACUAUUUUAUCAGAAACUCGAAAAAAUGAUAUUAAUCUGAUAAACAAUUAGUGAUCUGUUCAAGUGAAUCGGCAGUAUUUCUAAAGGCAACUGAAGGGCAAAAACGUCUUAAUUUAUCAGAGAGAAAAACGAAUAAGUGCAUACCAUACAUACAUAUUAACAUGAUUAACUAUACGAGGAAAUACUGGACAGUUGUACUCUGCCUAUUUUGGUUUUCACUUUCCUUGAUCAACGGCUCCUUCAUAUUGCCAGAGAAUGACCCUCCCACAACGGCGCCAAAGUUUUUAUCCAGAGGUCACUUGUACAAGGUCAUCGUGGGGGAGACCAUCGAGUUGCCCUGCAAAGUCCAGAACCUCGGCUCGUUUGUGCUCUUGUGGCGGAAGGGGUCUUCUGUGCUCACAGCCGGACAUUUGAAAAUAACAAGAGAUCAGCGCUUUAAGAUAGUGGGCGACUAUAACUUGCAGAUCAAUGGAGUAAAGACUCAAGACGCUGGAGAUUAUAUAUGCCAGCUUGGUGAUCAGGAGAACCGAGACCAAGUUCACACGGUGGAAAUUUUGGUUCCGCCCACACUGAGGGCCCUGCCUCAUAAUGGUCAAGUGACUGCCCGGAAGGGAAGCACCGUCACCCUGGAGUGCAAGGCGUCUGGCAAUCCGGUGCCCACCAUAUUUUGGUUCAAGAAGGAUGUGUUUUCCGGGCCAACACACCUGUCGGAUAGUUCUACACUCAUAUUGGAAAACGUGGACAGGCACCACGCAGGCACAUAUCAAUGCUCAGCGGAUAAUGGGGUAAAAGAUCGCGUAUCCAUGGACAUACAACUGACCAUACUCUCUCCCCCUGAAAUAACGGUAGAGAAAUCUUGGGUCCAUGCAUCCGAAGGAUACGAUGUGGAGCUCGUUUGCAUAGUUCAUGGAGAUGUAAACUCAGAAAUGCUGUGGUACCAAAACUCUUUUCUCCUCGAUGCUACCGAUCGGCGAUCUAUGUAUCCACGAGAUGAUCGGUACAGCCUCAUUAUCCGGAACUUCCAGCCAACGGAUUUUGGCAAUUAUAGCUGUGUGGCGGAUAAUGCUUUGGGGAGAACAAAGAAGUAUAUUGAAGUAUCUGGACGACCCGGUCCGGCCGACUUUAUAUCCCCCGCGUUGAGUGGAUUCUUGGAUCACUACAACUUGACGUGGACAAUUGAGUCCAUACCGGCGCUUGAUGAGAUUAAGUUGUUGUAUCGCCGUUUAUUGAUGAACGAAACCUACCAGCACCCUGGUAAAUGGCACGAGUAUCACAUCAAGCCAACGCCAAUCAGAACGGAUGGAUCCCACUUUCUAAUGUCGUAUCUCGUAAAAAACUUAGAACACAACGCCGUUUAUGAAGCGAUUGUUCAGGCUAAAAAUAAAUACGGAUGGAACGAGAUAAGCGAUAUCCACCAGUUCUACACGAGAAAUCAUGAUCUACUCCUUGAUAUCGACAUGGAAUACAAAAUGGGCAUUUCAAGCAAUAUUCGAAUAUCUCCAACUGUCUCCGGAAUAAUUUUAUCUGUAUUUAUGUUAGUACUCUAUCCCAUCAUUAGUGUUUAAGGAAUAACAAAUAGGGUUUAUUUGCAAAUAUAAUUUAAA